Messenger RNA from Osmerus eperlanus (European smelt), 2807 nucleotides. It is a transcript of the gene lypla2, whose product is annotated as lysophospholipase 2. The transcript is spliced from 10 exons. Bases 50 to 748 code for a protein of 232 amino acids. Gene Ontology annotation, biological process: protein depalmitoylation. Lineage: Eukaryota; Metazoa; Chordata; Actinopteri; Osmeriformes; Osmeridae. Gene Ontology annotation, cellular component: cytoplasm. Gene Ontology annotation, molecular function: carboxylic ester hydrolase activity; palmitoyl-(protein) hydrolase activity. The record is from RefSeq and is a predicted model, not a curated record.
GCGGAAGUUCCGUUGAGAUUUGGGACAGCAAGCGCAUCCCUUCCAGUGUAUGUGUGGCAACAACAUGUCAGUGCCGCUGCUUGCCGAGGCCGUGACGGUGUCAGGGACGGAGAAGGAGACCGCUGCGGUAAUCUUCCUCCAUGGGUUGGGUGAUUCAGGGCAUGGUUGGGCAGAUGCCAUGACUGCUAUCCGACUGCCACAUGUGAAGUAUAUUUGCCCCCAUGCGCCCAGAAUUCCCGUCACUCUUAACAUGAAGAUGACAAUGCCCUCGUGGUUUGAUCUGAUGGGAUUGAGCCCAGACUCCCCAGAGGACGAGGCUGGGAUCAAGAGGGCAGCAGAGAAUAUUAAGGCCAUAAUUGACCAUGAGGCUAAGAACGGGAUCCUUCCGAACCGUGUGCUUCUUGGAGGCUUUUCUCAGGGUGGGGCUCUGUCCCUGUAUACAGCCCUUACCUGCCAGCAACAGUUGGCUGGGGUUGUGGCUCUCAGUUGCUGGCUCCCGCUCCACAAGACCUUUCCACAGGCGGCGAGCGCUAGCGCCAACAAGAACAUCCCCAUCCUACAGUGCCACGGGGAGAUGGACCAGAUGAUACCCGUGCAGUUCGGGGCCAUGACUGCAGAGAAGCUCAAGACCAUUGUCAGCCCCACAAAAAUCACCUUUAAAUCCUACCCAGGACUUCAGCACAGCUCCUGUCCUCAGGAGAUGGAGGCUGUAAAGGAAUUCAUUGAGAAGCAGUUGCCCCGGAUUUGACCUCACCAUGACCCCACUGUGACCUUUAGACACUGACCUCUCACCUCUGACCUGCCAUUCUCCCACAGGAAACAGCCAUGAGCACCCCCUACACACACUAACACAUACACAUGCACACACGCAUAUUCAAGCAUUAAUAUACUCACUUUCACAACACAUUUAUACAACUCAUGCCUCAUUAAUGCAAAUAAAAAACUAAGUUCAUGCUAGGUAUAAACAGUUUGCAAACGCACAUUGUUUACACUGAAGUGUGAACACAUUCUUAAAGUCUUAUUUUCAAGGGAGAAUCACUGACUAAAACAGUACAUUACCCAUUAGAAUCUUACCUACCCUCCCCUCUGUUUUUCAUCCUUUCUUUAUCCCAUACAGUACAUGCCAUCCCUCUAUCCUGCACCCUCCCAUGUGAUGCUGUGUGUGUCAGUAAGUGAGUCAUGUAGUGAGUCCAGUGAACUAGCCGCUGGGCUAUUGCUAACCCUCCUCUUAGAUGCCAGUUUGGUGUUUGAGAGCCCAGCUAACCCAGGUCGAGGGCUGAUGAGUGGGCAGGCCCAGCAGCCUGGGGUCCUGGUCCUGAGUAAGGCCCCAAUGUCAGAUGCCGUCUGGAGUGACUGGUGCCGCUAAUGCUCGUGACCCUCUAUCCCGACCUAACCUCUGCAUGCUGUUUACCUGCCAGGAUGCACCUUGACUGGUGGUAUACCUGAUCCUGUCCCACCGACUAAUGGGAGUCCCCUGCUCAUGCUGCAAUAACCUGCCAUUCUAUUAAGAUACCCCCUAUUGAAAUAAAAAGAAACCAACUGAUCAUUAACUUUUGCAACCAUGUUCUGUUCUUUAUCACAAUCUGAGGGCUAUUAUUGUCACUGUUUAUCAUAGAUUUUAAAAGAAUAAUUAUUUUGUUCAAUUUAAAUAUUGAACGAAAGAAAUUAGGUUUAUCUUUUUUGAUUUUUUUUUGGUUUCUUUUUGCCCUAGGAAAAUAAAGUAUUAUUUAAAUUUGGUAGAAAUCACUUGUUAUUGUUUAUUAAAGGUAUUUAAACAGUGACAUAAAAAUCCCCAUCUGUAUUACAUUAUACUUGAUUUGUAGAAAAAAAGUUUUUUGCUAAUUCUACAGACAAAUACACGUUAUUAUCUCACAGCAUCAGUGAUGUUUCACUCCAGAUGGGGCCAGUUCCAGAAGACACACUCAUGACUCAUUUAACUGUUCUUCCCAGCCAUCUCCUUUUGGCUUUUCACCGGUCAGUCAUUUCUCUUUCCCUAUCGUUUUAUACAAGUCAGUUCUAGAUCCUCAUGGUGAUAGGAAACAUUCUUGUCAGGAAGCAAACUAUUCACUUGACAACUGACUUACUGGCAUUCUGAAGGUCAGAGAACAUCUUUACCCAGCACUAUUGUAAUUCGCCUGAUAAAAAAGGCUUAACACAGGGAAGGCUUUGGCAUUAAGCUGUUCCUGUUAUUAACUAAAGGGUAAUUUUUAAAAGUAAUUAAUAUUGAUCAUAUAGAUCCUUGGGAGCAGGAGCAAUGCCCAGAGGAGUAGGUGUGCUCAAAUCAGGUGUUCUGUAUUUUCCUUUUGUGAAUGUUUUACCAUCCUCAUUAUUACAUGUUCUGUACUACCAAAACCUAAUUUGAAAUGGUGGACAGGAGAAAAAGAUUCUGUAUUGAUUGUUAUUUGCUAUUUAAUGAAUGUCUCUCUUAAUACUUUUCCCCCCUUGCUACUGCAACUUCUCAUAAUCUUGAGUUUUUAUUAAUUCUGCUAAGUUUUGGUUAGUUGUAUUGGUGUGAUCUUUCUGUUGUAGGCUUGUAUUUCAAUACAAUCUUCAAUCUUCAAUUUCCAAUCCUCUGUUAUCUCUUGGUUUCAUCACUGUUGUUCAGGACGGUUGGAGUCUCGCGCAUGUUCUCCUGAGUUGUAAUUUGUCAAUGGUCGAAUUUUCUCAUCAUGUUUGUCAUCUCAUCCGCUUUGUGUUGGUUCAUACUACAAGCAAAACAUGUUGAGGAGGACUCUUAUCGGUCCUUAUUGAUUAUUUUAUUUCCCAAGACACCUGUAUGUUGAAUAAAUGAUACAAAUAACUGUCAA